CGAUCACGUUGCUGUCACGUGACGCGGUUGUUGGGCCCUGCCAGUCAGUAGCAGGAGGCUGCAGGGAGAGAAGCAGCAGCAGCAGCAGUCGAGCAAUCCCAAGAGUUAUCAACUAAAGAAGGAUGACGUUGAUGGUUAAAGUGGCCCUCCAGCAGGAAGACAGCUGAUGGAGAGGAGUUAUUGCUCCUCCUCUUUUUUUCUGGAGCAUAUGAGGAGAAGACAAGAGCUUAAAAUGACUCGCUGACUUUCGAGACAAUUGAUUAACAGGAAGCACUGGGACAAGCUGAAUGGAUUUGUUUACAACUUUUUAAAGGAUCUAAAAAGAAGCACCGGAAUAUUUUUUUUAUGCUGAUCAACAAAACCUCCUGCUCAGUUUUUGUCAAAAUGUGUGCCUUUUGCGUGAAUGCAUUUUUCUGACACCUUCAGCAAUGCGAACUUAUUGGUCAGAGAGAGUGGCAGAUUGAAAAGGAAAAGGAUUAUGCACCCUUGUACUUCGUCAUUCCAAACAUUAAACCACUAACCUCAUACCGGGAGUGGUGCCUGUAAGGGUACAGCUCUCACCUCAAGGGACCCAGCCUUCCUCCGGACUGUGUUUGAUCCAAGAGGAGAGGUAAAGGAGCCGCUGGAAUGUUCGCUGCUGUAGAACAUGGUCCGGUCCUCUGCAGCGACUCCAACAUCCUGUGCCUGUCGUGGAAAGGCCGGGUACCAAAGAGUGAGAAAGAGAAGCCGGUGUGCAGGAAGCGCUAUUACGAAGAGGGAUGGCUCGCUACCGGGAACGGUCGGGGAGUAGUCGGCGUCACGUUUACAUCCAGCCACUGCAGACGGGACCGACCCACCCCACAGAGAGUGAACUUUAACCUGAGGGGUCACAACAGUGAGGUGGUUCUGGUGCGGUGGAAUGAGCCCUUCCAGAAAUUGGCCACUUGUGAUACAGAUGGAGGGAUUUUUGUUUGGAUCCAGUAUGAAGGUCGCUGGUCGGUGGAGCUGGUGAACGACCGUGGAGCUCAGGUGAGUGACUUCACCUGGUCCCACGACGGCACCCAGGCUCUCAUCUCCUAUCGUGAUGGUUUCGUCCUGGUGGGAUCCGUCAGUGGGCAGAGGCACUGGUCCUCUGAGAUCAACCUGGAGAGUCAGAUUACCUGUGGGAUCUGGACCCCUGAUGACCAGCAGGUCUUGUUUGGCACCGCGGACGGCCAGGUGAUAGUGAUGGAUUGUCACGGGCGAAUGCUGGCCCACAUUCUGCUGCAUGAGUCGGAUGGCAUUGUUGGCAUGUCCUGGAAUUACCCCAGUUUCCUUGUGGAGGACAGCAGUGAGAGCGACACUGAUUCAGACGACUAUUCCCCGAGGCAAGUCCACAGUCACAAACCUCUGCUGACAGUCAGCUUCACCUCUGGAGACAUCAGCUUGAUGAACAACUACGACGACCUGUCUCCCACACUCAUCCGCACUGGUCUCAAAGAUGUCGUGGUCCAGUGGUGCUCACAAGGGGACCUCCUCUCUGUGGCGGGGAUGGAGAGAACCCCACUCUCCCCUGACCCCACAUGCCCACCCGCCACCAAGAAUGCCAUCGUCAAGUUCUACAAUGUUCGUGGCGAAAACAUCUACACUCUGGAAACACCAGCGCAGCGGCCGAUCACCACACUCUGCUGGGGUCAUCGGGACUCCCGUCUGUUCCUGGCCUGUGGUCCAGCGCUGUAUGUGGUACGAGUCGAGCAUCGCGUCGCCAGCCUUCAACUCCUCUGCCAGCAGGGAAUCGCCACAGCAGUCAAGGAGGAGAAGGAUGUUGCCAAGCUCACCAUGCCUUCACGCCUGUGUUCUUACGUCACUGCCGCUUUCGUUCCCACCAUCAAGCCGCCCAUACCAGAUCCCAACAACAUGCGUGAGUUUGUGAGCUACCCGACAGCCGGCAACGAGCGUCUACACUGCACCAUGAAACGUACAGAAGACAACCCAGAGGUGGGGAGUCCCUGCUACACUCUGUACUUGGAGUACCUCGGAGGGCUGGUGCCAAUCCUGAAAGGACGAAGGAUUAGUAAACUGCGACCCGAAUUUGUCAUAAUGGACCCAAAAACUGAAGGGAAAACAGAUGAGCUCUACAGCAACAGUUUGAUAUCGUCCAUGAUUGACAGCUGUAACUGCUCUGACUCCAGUGACAUUGAGCUCAGUGACGACUGGGUUGGCAAGAAGUCCCCAAAAAUUUCCAGGGGAAGCAAGUCCCCCAAACUUCCCAGAGACUUAGUUUGUCCCUUUACCAACAGAAUCAACAUUGAUCCCAGAAAAUCGCCAAAAUUGUCUCGAGCCACCCAAGAGAUAUCAAGGUCGCCAAGGUUACCCAUUCGGAAGCCAUCCAUCGGGUCACCAAGUCUCACUAGGAGAGAAUUUCCUUUGGAUGACAUCACCCAGCAAAACUAUCUGGCUCAAGUGACUUCAAACAUUUGGGGAACAAAAUUCAAGAUUGUGGGCCUGGCUGCUUUUUUGCCAACUAAUCUUGGCGCAGUCAUCUACAAGACGAGUCUCCUGCACCUGCAGCCCAGGCAGAUGACUAUAUACCUGCCAGAGGUGCGAAAGAUCUCCAUGGAAUACAUCAACCUGCCAGUUUUCAGCCCAAACGUCUUCAGUGAGGAUGAAGACGACCUGCCUGUCACAGGUCCUGCUGGUGGAGCAGAGGACAACCCUCCCUGCACUGUCAACAUCCCCAUCGCCCCCAUCCACAGUCCCGCACAGGCCAUGUCCCCAGCACAAAGCAUCGGUUUGGUCCAGUCCCUCCUAGCCAAUCAAAACGUUCAGCUGGAUGUCUUGACCAAUCCCACGACCACCCCCUCAGGUGCUGCCGCUGCAGCUGCUGGUUCUGACCAGAACCAAGACACUGUACUGACGGCCCAGUAUUCAGUUCCCACCAGAUACUCCAGUCCUGGGCAGGUGAUCUUUGGAGGGCUUAUGGUGGGUUCUUCUCAUAGUCAUCACCCUUCACAGCAGCAACAGCAACAAUCCAGUCACCAUCAUCAUCAACAACAACAACAACAACAACAACAGCAACAGCAGCAUCAGCAACAUUUACAGCAGCUGCAGCACCAUCAACAGUUACAGCACCAACAGCUUCAGCAGCAGCAGCAGAUCAUGCAGCAGCAACAUUUACAGCAGCAGCAACAGCUUCAGCAGCAGCUCCAGCACAUCCAGCAGCAGCAGCAGCUACAACAACAAAUCCAGCAACAACAACAACUGCAGCAGCAUCAGCUCCAGCAGCAGCUCCAGCAGCAGCAGCAACAGAUGCACCAUCAAACACAGCAGCAGCAGAGUCACAUGCAACACCAACUUCAGCAGCAGCUCCAAAUCCAAAUCCCCGUCCCAUCCAUGCCAUCAGGGCAGUCGAGCGUGUCGAUGCAUCAGCUUCAGCCGGGGGCGCUGCAGAUUCAGAUCCCGCACCCUCCUGCCGAUUUAGCCCUGGAGAGAGGAAUGGCGGGAGAACACGAGCACCUACUGAAGAUAAAAACCACUCGUUUGGCCCCUCAGCUGGCAGAGGGGGACACUGUGGUCUUCAGUGCCCCUCUUGAGCUCAGCAAAAUGAACCCCCCUCCACCUUACCCCGGUACUGUGGCAGCCGCUGUGGCUGCUGCAGCAGCUGCUGCGUCUGUGUCUGCCUCAAACGCAGGGUCAAAUGGAGCGCCUGGAAUAGUAGUGGGCAACAGUGGGACCCCGCCCCCUAGUGACCUUGGCAUGAAGAAAGGAGACUUUCCACUGUAUCCCUCAGGUCAGCAGCAAGCUCAGUACCCCACUCCACUGGGUUAUGAGAGGAUCACUACCUUUGACAGCAGUGGGAAUGUGGAAGAGGUUUGCCGUCCUCGAACUCGUCUGGUCUGCAACCAGAAUGUCUACACUCUCCAGGGACCUGGCAGUUCUGCCACUCUCAGGGUCACUUCUUCGUCAUCAUCAUCCUCAUCAGCGGAGGGCAAAAAGGCCCAGCUGCCCUACACUUCUGCCACACUCAACAGGCUCACUGCACCCCGGUAUUCUAUACCUAGUGGAGACCCUCCUCCGUAUCCAGACUCGGCCAACCAGAACAGUUCGAUCAACAGAAAUCCUAGUCAGAGGAUUGACAGCAGUUUGAUCCAUGCCACUCUCAGGAGGGACAGCCGGGAAGCUGCUCUGAAAGUUUCUCAGAUGCUAGAGCCGCCUCGCCCACUGCCUCCCAAGGCUAAAAACAGCGGUACUCUUGCAGCCUCAUAUCAGCAGAGGGUGCCAACAGCCUUAUACACCUGCAGCCAGUGUAGCAGUGGGUCCGGUGUUGGAGGGUCUGCCCCAGGCAGCGCUAAUGGAAUAGCAGGCGGAACAAUUAUCAGACAAGAUUUCCCUCCAGCCAGUGGAGCGCCUCAUAGCACUGUUAUCAUCCACUCCAACAGUGCAACCCCUCUGGCCUCUCAGUCGUCUUACAGCCUGUUGAGCGCGCUUGAAGGUUCUGCACCACCAGCAGCAGGAGGAGGAAAUGGCAGAGACCGGGUUGAAUAUGUCAAUUCAGCUUUUACGGAGGAUGAAACACUGACUCAGUCACUGCGGCAUUUGGCACUUGGAGGGAGCGAUUCAUCCGGACUGGUGGUUAAACGCCCGCCACCCUACCAGUGGGACCCGGCUUCCACUGAGGAGGUUUGGGUCCCUCAGGAAAGGACAGCCACACUGAACCCAGCUGCCCCACCAUUACCACACAAACCGCCGCCCCUUAUAUUGAGUCCCGCACAGCACUUGGACGUGUCGAGACUCCCCUUUGUCCUUUCACCCAAGUCACCAACGAGCCCAAGCGCAGCAUCAUUUCAGGCUGCAGCUGCUGCUGGAUACCAAAUUUCUCUCCAGUAUCCCCCGGUAUCAGCCUAUUCAGGAGCCCAGCUCCAACCCAUCCCUGGAUCACCACGACCAUGCUCAUCUCCCAAGGAGAUGGUGGCACCAGUUCCCUUUUCCCAGCAGGAUGCAACUAUAGUUUUACCUCCUGGGUACCCUGCUAAUCUAGCUAGCCUAGCGUGCUGCCCUCUACCUCCCAUGUACCCUGGGGGGAAUUCAUGUGCCGGGGUGACCAUUCCUCCGAUUGCCCUCCACACACCCUGGGGUACGUAUAACUCCUGCACACCGGUGUCUACUCCUGCAGUGCCACUACCACCUAAAGCCUCUCGAAUGGCCGAUGAAAAGAAAGUCCUUUCUCCACCUCCUCCUCCGCCACCCCCUCCUCCACCACCACCUCCAACAGAGCUUCAGAACCACGCGGGGCUACAGGAGGCCAUGGCCGAAGCGGGAGAGAGCUACCAGGAGGUGCUCUCUCUGACUGAGAGCCCUGUGCCGCAGCGCUCAGAAAAGUUCAGCAAGAAGAAUCGCAAGCGAGUUGACAGUCGUGCUGAAGAGGCCAAUGUGCCCUCUUUGUCUGAAGGUAGCAGAUCCAAAAAGGAAGGCAGAGCUCUGGGAGAUUUUAACUCCUUAAUUUCUAGCCCGCGCCUCGGGGGGAGAGACAAAAAGAAGCUAAAGGGACAGAAGGAGCAGCAGUUAAAAGCUAAGAAGCUUAGCAAGGCUACUGCUAACAGUGAGUUCCAGGACAGUUCAGAAAGUGAACCGGAACUCUUCAUCAGCGGGGACGAGCUGCUGAACCAGUGUCAGAGCAGCAAGAAGGGUUGGAAGAGCAAGAGGAACCUCAGGGCCGCUUGUGAGCUCGACGAGAUCAAGUGCCGGAAAGCUAAUGAGAAGGAGGACCGAGGGCUGGGCAGCCAGGGUUUUGUGUAUGUGAUGGCCAACAAGCAGCCGCUGUGGAACGAGGCCACGCAGGUGUACCAGCUGGACUUUGGUGGGCGAGUCACACAGGAGUCUGCCAAGAACUUUCAAAUUGAACUGGAAGGCAGACAGGUGAUGCAGUUUGGCCGGAUCGACGGCAACGCAUACAUCCUGGACUUUCAAUAUCCCUUCUCUGCUGUGCAGGCCUUCGCAGUGGCUUUGGCAAAUGUCACUCAACGCCUCAAAUGAGAUACCCAAUCUCACUUUACCCCGAGUUAUAUCUGGGAUUUAAUGCAAUUUGUUCAAGGGGCACAAUUGUUUUAUAGAAACAGAGGUACAGAGUGAGCCUUGGUCAGUUAGAGAGAGCCACACAGUGAUGCUGCACUACACAUUGCUGCAACUUGAGUUAGUGCAAUAAGAUUGGCUGCAUUUUCGCAGAGAGGCCCUCAGAUGAGCUCCGGUUGCUGGCCUUGCAUGUGGAGCCAAAGAGUGUCUUUGGCCAUAGUCAUGCGAAAUAAAUGCUGCUUUUGGUGAGCGGAGAGAGGAUCAGUCGGUUAAGCGAGGCAGCAGUAAUACUUGAAAUCACACUCUGGGGAAGAAAGUUUCCAGAGCACAGGUACUACUGGGCACUCAAAUCCACAGCUGUAUACAUAAAUAACUACUUUGUUAUACAGAUUUUGCUAACAGAAUUUUACUACAUGACAAUGGAGGAUAGAUCUUGUGUUCCUUUCUCACAUGUAUUGUAUUUCUAUCUCAAUUUGGGCCUGAGUUAUUGUUUGGGAGCUUCAUGCGACUCUGCUGAUGGUUUCCCAACAAGGGGUCCUGAAGGAUGAAAGCUACGUUCACAUCACCAUACAGACACUCCAGCUGAGGGCCGUGGUUAGCAGCAGCCACACCUCAAAUCUUCAACCGUUCUGUUACCUGCCAGUUAAGAAACAGGACAUUUAAAUCUAGAAAUUUGAUCACGAUACCAAUGCUUUAUCUUUUGUUUUACUCAGUGAUAUCUCCUAUGAACGUCAAGCUAUGACCUUCUAGAAAAAUGUUAUGGUAAUGUUUUCACCUGUUGCCCUCAAAUGAAGCAUCUUCAGUCCAAAUCAGGCGUCUGUGGAUGGAAAGUAGAAGCAGUGUAAAUGUCGGUAAAACGACACAAACCUAACCAAUACUACAAAGGCGGUAAUGUGAAUGUAGCCGGAGCUAUGUUACAACUUCUAUCUUUUGAUUUGGGUCUUCGUUGUUUGCGAAUAACUGUUCACACCCUGUUGCUUUUUACGAUACACCUGCUUUAUUUUGGAGACUGGCAGCUGAAUUCAGUCCAGUCUGGACAAUUCAGGUAGAAGGGUGUGCUCAAUAGCUUUGACUGACAAAUCCUGUGCUUAGUGGAAUACCUACCACCGGGUGACAAACACACGAACAAGGCCAUGGGUUCAGUAACUCAACCUGCCGCGGGAUGAUUUGUCACCUGCUGUCACUUCUGUGAAGUGAGUGAGUAGUUUAGGGGCCUGACCCUCAUCUUUAGAGUCCACACGGAAAAUGUAAGCAAGGAAAUAUUUUUUGUAAAUCUCUCCUAUGCCAUUUCACAUUUGUGUACGUACAUAUCAGUCAUAUGUAUAUGUUGUAAAGAGACUGAGAUGUGUCUCCACUGUGCUUUCCGAGAGUAAUUCCAGAUGUGGAGCAAAGCUGGAAAUCCGCUACAAACCAGCUGACGACAUUGUGGCUGGAUUGUUGAAGUCAAUUUUUGCAAUGAAGGAUGUUCUGAACUGAGCUGAUAAUGAGAAUAGACAAAGCCGUUUCCAACCCCGAAACAUCUGUUUGGAAGUACAUUACAAUCUUGGCCAGAAGUUUAACACCAUCCUCUCAUAUGGAAAUGUAUAGUCGCCUGACUGUGUUUAAUGGCUUCAGAUCCCGUCUCAGUUAUGAGGUUAUUAAGCCAAGUGAAAUGCAAGCGAAGACCCUGCCAUCUGAAGGAUUGCACUGAGGUCAAAUGAAUUUGGGGUGACGUGAGAUUAAUAGCCAUGUCAAUGACAAGGUUUUCCCUGUUGUGGGAUGAGUAAUGGAUUCUCUUAGCUCUGGCAUUUGCAAGGUACAAAUUGUUGCUUGAGCUUCUUUGAGAUCAGAAUCUACUGAUACUAGGAAGUACUCAAUAUUUUCCUGGAGGACAGCACUCUUUGUUGUCGCUUAAAGGUUAAUCAGGACCUUCAAAGAUGGAUACGCUUCUACAAAGUCAAUCGCUCGGAGGAAACCUGCAAUGAAAGGAAAAGUGGAAUGACGAAGGCGAACAUUAGAAGUGGACUUUCCGGUUUAGAAUAACCAUCGUUGCCUACGUCUCUUAAGGGGUGGUCCUAAACUUUUGGCCUUCAAUGAGAUUAGGAUGGUGAAAAUGAACUCUCGUCACUGAACGAUCCGACCGCGUGCCAAACCUUAUCCUUUCAAUUCAAGCAGAGUGUCACUUUGAAAUUUGAAAAACAACUUUGGACCAGUUGGUCUCUAAAUAAAUGAGAUUAAAUUCUCAGUGUGACGUCGCGUCACAUUGAGUUGCAUGUCUGCCAAACGUAGUGAUGGGCAGUUGAAAACAAGUCUACUGAUGAAAUGAAAAUAAUAGACAUGAGCAUGGCGUAAAACCAUCUUUUUAUGUUUAGUAGUGCAAUAUUAUGUUGAGGGACAAAACCCUUGUCAUCACUUUUGACCACCGUUUAAUGCUGUUCUUUAAGCAUCUCCAUCGCUGGUCUGUGUUCUUUUAUUUAUGAGAUUAUUUCCACAAGGAUUAUCUAUACAGACUGUAUAUUGUGCAUUUUUUAAAAACAUUUUUUUGUGUUUAUUUGUUGCAAGUGUAGCCCAAAUUUGUAAAGUGUGGGGGACGGGUGGGGCAGAAAGGGUCAAAAUCUCAUGUGUUGUGAUGUUUGCAUUGGAUGAAAAAGAUGUGAAUGAGUUAAGUGCCCAAUUAAGUGUAGUUGGUAGAAAAGUCCCGUAGUGUGUAAGUGUCAGGUCGAGAUGUGUGUGUUCUCCAAACGUGCAGUCUACCGACCCCAUCAGUGUUAAAACCUUUUCAGACGUGUGCGUGCUCAUGGCUUCUUACGCACACACACACACACACACACACGCAGUUCCUGUCUCCUCAGGAUUCACUCGACAGAUUCUGAGACAACCUGUUGUAGAUAUUGUAGGAUUCGGGUUUUCUUUAGAGACAAUGUGCUUUGUAUUUGUAGAUGUCGACAUAAUGAUGAAAACACUUGAAAAAAAAAUGAGUUGGUGACUGAACGUUUAUAGUGAAUGGAUAGUAAGGCAUGCCAUGUAAAUUAUUUUAUAAUUGUAUA
Molecule: messenger RNA, 9053 nt
Organism: Synchiropus splendidus (mandarinfish)
Lineage: Eukaryota; Metazoa; Chordata; Actinopteri; Syngnathiformes; Callionymidae
Gene: tulp4a
Product: TUB like protein 4a
Exons: 14
Coding region: 628-5991 (1787 amino acids)
Molecular function (GO): protein binding
Source: RefSeq, a predicted model, not a curated record